UUCCUGCGGCUUCGCCUGCGCCGGGCGCCGGGAGCAGCGGCGGGGGAGCGCGGGUGGAGCCCCCGGGGGAGUCCCCGCGGAGCCCCCCCCCGGCCCCCGGGCGGCCGCCACCAUGGUGCAGAAAUCCCGCAACGGAGGCGUUUACCCGGGGCCGGCAGCCGAGAAGAAGCUCAAGGUGGGCUUCGUGGGCUUGGAUCCCGGAGCUCCGGACUCCAGCCGGGACGGGGCGCUCCUCAUCGCCGGCUCCGAGAGCACCAAACGGGGCAGCAUCCUCAGCAAGCCCCGCUCCGGGGUGUCGGGGAGCGGCAAGCCCCCCAAAAGGAAUGCUUUUUACCGCAAGCUGCAGAAUUUCCUCUACAACGUGCUGGAGAGACCGCGGGGCUGGGCUUUCAUUUACCACGCAUACGUUUUCCUACUAGUUUUCUCCUGCCUGGUGCUGUCUGUCUUUUCAACCAUCGAUGAGUACCAGAACAGCUCAGAGGGUGCCCUUUACAUUCUGGAAAUUGUCACCAUCGUGGUGUUUGGGGUCGAGUACUUUGUAAGGAUCUGGGCGGCUGGCUGCUGCUGCCGGUACCGGGGCUGGAGGGGAAGGUUGAAAUUUGCCCGCAAGCCUUUCUGCGUCAUCGACAUCAUGGUGCUGAUCGCAUCCAUCGCCGUGCUGGCGGCGGGGUCCCAAGGGAAUGUCUUUGCCACCUCGGCGCUCAGGAGUUUGAGGUUCCUGCAGAUCCUGCGCAUGAUCCGCAUGGACCGGCGCGGCGGCACCUGGAAGCUGCUGGGCUCCGUGGUCUACGCGCACAGCAAGGAGCUGAUUACUGCCUGGUAUAUUGGCUUCCUGUGCCUCAUUCUGGCCUCUUUCCUGGUGUACUUGGCCGAGAAAGGAGAAAAUGAGCACUUUGAUACAUACGCAGAUGCACUCUGGUGGGGUCUGAUCACCCUCACCACCAUCGGCUACGGGGACAAGUACCCCCAGACCUGGAACGGGCGGCUGCUGGCGGCGACCUUCACCCUCAUCGGCGUCUCCUUCUUCGCCCUCCCGGCCGGCAUUUUAGGCUCAGGGUUUGCUCUGAAGGUUCAAGAGCAGCAUCGGCAAAAACACUUCGAGAAGAGGCGGAACCCAGCAGCGGGCCUGAUUCAGGCGGCUUGGAGGUUUUACGCCACCAACCUGUCCCGGACGGACCUGCACUCCACCUGGCAGUACUACGAGCGCACCGUCACCGUCCCCAUGUACAGCACGCAAACGCAAACGUACGGUGCCUCCAGACUCAUCCCGCCUCUGAACCAGCUGGAGCUCCUGAGGAACCUGAAGAGCAAAUCGGGACUAACAUUCAGGAAAGAGCAGCAGCCCGAACCAUCGCCAAGUAAAAGCAAACCGUGCAGGGAGUCACUUUGCGGAUGCUGCUCAGGAAACUCUAGUCAGAAGGUCAGUUUGAAAGAUCGUGUCUUCUCCAGUCCCCGCGGUGCUGGCACCAAAGGGAAAGGCUCUCCACAGGCUCAGGGCAUCCGGAGGUCCCCCAGCGCUGACCAGAGCAUCGAGGACAGCCCGAGCAAGGUGCCCAAGAGCUGGAGUUUUGGAGACCGCAGCCGAGCCCGGCAGGCUUUCCGCAUCAAGGGAGCUGCAUCACGGCAAAACUCAGAAGAAGCGAGCCUCCCCGGAGAAGACAUUCCUGACGAGAACAAAAGCUGCAACUGUGAGUUUGUGACUGAAGAUUUAACGCCGGGACUGAAAGUCAGCAUCAGGGCAGUGUGCAUUAUGCGAUUUCUCGUCUCCAAGCGCAAGUUUAAGGAGAGCCUUCGGCCCUACGACGUGAUGGACGUCAUCGAGCAGUACUCGGCCGGUCACCUGGACAUGCUCUCCCGGAUUAAAAACCUUCAGUCCAGGAUAGAUAUGAUUGUGGGUCCCCCGCCCCCUUCAACUCCCCGGCAUAAGAAGUAUCCAACCAAAGGACCCAUGUAUUCUUCCAAAGAAUCUCCCCAAUACUCGCCUAGAGUUGACCAGAUCGUUGGGAGAGGAUCCUCCAUGACCGACAAGGAUCGGACCAAAGGGCCAGCCGAAGGGGAGAUGCCUGAAGACCCCAGCAUGAUGGGAAGGCUUGGAAAAGUUGAAAAACAGGUUCAGUCGAUGGAGAAGAAGCUGGACUUCCUGGUGAACAUUUACAUGCAGAGGAUGGGCAUCCCACCAACGGAGACGGAGGCCUAUUUUGGCUCCAAAGAACCCGACCCGGCACCUCCCUACCACAGCCCAGAAGACAGCAGGGAGCACAUUGACAAGAACGGCUGCAUCAUCAAGAUCAUCAGGUCCACCAGUUCCAUGGGUCAGAAGAACUUCUCUGCCCCGCCGGCCCCGACCAACACGUGCCCGCCCUCGACCUCGUGCCAGCAGCAGGCCUACCAGCGGCAGAGCCACGGCUCCUCGCCCGUCGGAGACCCUGGCUCGCUCGUCCGCAUCCCGCCGCCGCCCUCGCACGAGCGCUCCUUGUCGGCCUACAGCGGCGGGCACAGGGCGAGCGCGGAGUACCUGCGGAACGAAGACAUUACAACCAAACACCACGAGAGUGCCCUGAGAGACAGCGACACCUCCAUCUCCAUCCCCUCGGUAGACCACGAGGAACUGGAGCGCUCUUUCAGCGGCUUUAGCAUUUCCCAGUCCAAAGAGAAUUUGGACAUCCUAAACAACGGUUGCUAUGCAGCCGUGGCCAAAAUCAGACCCUACAUCGCAGAAGGGGAAUCGGACACCGAUUCUGACCUCUGCACACCCUGUGGGCCUCCUCCCAGGUCAGCCACGGGCGAGGGACCUUUCAGUGACAUGGGCUGGUCAGCACCCCGGCAGUGAGGCCUCCUCGCAGCCGCCGAGCCACGUCCGAGCACCGGUAGCUGCCCGCUCCAGCUGUCCACACAUCGAACUUCUCAAGGAGAUAGACAGCUAAGGGUUUCCUCCAUCUAGGACAUCCUUAGCUGGCGGAGACUUUCUUGCAGCUUACUCUGGGGGGGUUACAAGCAGGUCCAAGCCUGCAGUUGUGGAAGAGGUGACGGUGGUGAGCGAACUGGAACCGGCAAGUCCGGAUUUCUUUCAUACGCUCUUUCUAAGAUCAUUAGGUGAAAUAAUUUCAUGGUGCAGGACAGGCAAUUUGCAUUUCUUGGGAAUUUUCAGAGAUGCAGGGCAGGAAUAAAUCACCCGGUCAGGGCUUUUGGAGGUCACAGUGACUGGUGGCUGACCAGUGUUAUGUGGGAAUUGCCAUCCCAUGGCACUGGCAAUGACACCUUCAGGUAUUUUGGAGUUGUGGAAUGAACACUUGUCUGUUUCUGGCUUAGACUUCAGGUCGCAUGAAAAUUACGGGGGUGUUUUUACUCUGUGGUUCCUCGAUGACCAUCAGGCAGGUGGUAUAAUUCCAAUAUAAUACAUGGAAAUGUUGCGUAGGCCCCCAGAGGAGAGGGAUGGGGGCUGGAAUAUUUGCAUCAUCAGAAGACUUGACCUCAGAGCUGGACAGGUUAUAGGAUACUGUUCUGAACCAGAAUGGUUUGGAAAUUUAGGAAACUGAAAAACUAAGAAAUAAGAGCUUUCAUGCUCAUAUUUCAUACAUAUUUCUGAGACAACCCAGAGAGCAGAGAAAUAAGACAGAGAAGGAGGACAAGAGACUAUGUGGCUGGAAUUUUAUAUUUUAAACCAUGUAUUAUAUUUAAUUAUCUCUCCUCCUGUUGACAUGACCUGGAGGUGCUUUGGAAGCAAAGGCAAAUGAAAGACAACCCAUCUGGAGGGCUGCUGUGGUGUGAAGCCAUUCUCACAUCCAGCAGUGCUGUGCUGGAGUCACAGCAACACCAGCCCAAAGGGAGAGGGUGGAUAUGCAAGAUGCUGUGGUCCCCGCGUUGCUGCGAGUUACAUGCUGAGCUCCAUCCUUUUGAAGCCCUGUUGGCCAGAGUUGGGCCCUUUUCUUAAAGUUUGCAUUGUGCCUGAACACUUUUGCACACACUAAGCCCCAUGAAAAUCUUCCCCUUCCUCUUCUGCCCUGCCAAGAAUCGCACACCCGUGUCCUCUGGACAUCGUUGGGUUGUUUGGAUCCCUCAAGCUGAGUUAAGAGGUACUUCUUCAUUUCUUCACGAUCUUUCAGAAGCCUCUUCUCUGUGCGUGCCCACAAGUUGUGCCAAUCCAAGUCUGUCCCAUUUUGCUGGUUUUGUUUGUCUUGGAAAGACCAUUGUGUUGCUGUCAGGAACCUCAGCAGUGCAUUCAGCUGGGGGAAGGCAAGGGAGAAAGUGAUGCCUAAAGUUGCUUUUGGGACCAGAACAAACCCACCAAGUGAUCCUUUACAUUAAUAAGAAUUUAUUAUUAUUAUUAUUAUUAUUAUUUUUGCAAGGGGAUGGAUCAGACAAAGUGUGUUGUGGGAUCCAUCCCCGAGGCUGGGACACCAUGGCCAGUGCUGUGCCUCUGAACCCUCCCGUGCAUCUACAGCCCAAAUCCCAUGUGUUUUCUGCAAGGGUCAGGGCUGUAUCUGUGAUUUCAAACCCCGUCUUUGCUGUGUGCACCAAGAGCUUGUUAAGGUAUUUAGGUGACAGCUUCAUUUCUGCAUGGCCUUUGAGAGGGUGAACUUUUUUGGGCAAAAGGGAGAAUCACAGCCUUCUCUCCUCCCAUUUGCUUGGCAGCAACCAGGGGAGACCCAGGACUAUUUUGGCCCUAGGGAAGACAUGGGAGCAGUAUGAGAGCUUGCAGACAGGAAAUAAAUCCAUCCUUUUGCUAGUGCUCAGGACUAACACACAGGUCUUCACAUGGGAUUGAUGAGUGGGGAAAGGCCCUGCACAAUUUUUUUCUGCCAUUUUUCAUCAUUCAGAAGGGAAAAACAUUUUUCUCAGAGGGAACUUUGAUUUCCAGCCUUGCUAUUUCCCUCAUUUCCAACUUGAUCUUUUUCCUUCUGUAGUUUUUCCCUCUCUGAUUUUGUUCCCACACUACUUUUGGCUCCAGAUUUCUGUGUGCAAAGUGAACUCAGUGAUGUCCUUGACUUCAGUACCGAGACCUUUUGUCUUUGAGAGCAAAAUGGCUGUAAAUUGUGCAGAUUUGCCCUUGGCGUGUUGCAAAAUUAGAUACCUUCUGGUAGAACAAUAAAUGUCAGCAGGUCCCACAUCAGACUAGGAGGCAUGUCUUUUCUAGUGACCGCAAGAAUGGAAAUGGCACUGGGUGAGGCAAAUUUCAACAUUGGUCCAGCCUGCUUGCUCGCUGUGAAUUUUCUCUAAAUCAGAGAUUACAAACAUCUGUUAUCUCUUUUCUUUUUAUUUAUUUAUUUUUAAUAUUUUUUGCAACUAUUUUUUAAGGCCUGCUGGAAAUUUGGCACAGAAGUGUACAAUAUACAGGCAGAAGCUGCAGAUGAGGAUGAGGAUGAUGUUGUGCCAUCCUGUUACCACGAAGGUAAAUGCCUUGCCUUUAAUAUAGGAGGUAAAGUCAACAGGACAUGAAGGCACAAUUUCUGUGGGAUAUAAUUUUCAUCGUGUCCGAAAUUUGAAGCUGUAUUGCCUCUAUUUUGAAUGUGCAUUUCCCAGUUCUUACUGUAAAACCCUUCUCUCUUGCCCAGCUCAUGUUACACCCUUGAUCGCUUAUAAUGCCAGUGAGUCCUGAGAAGCAGUUCCACCGUGCCCUCUGAGUUUUCUACAUGCUGAAAUCUGUCAGUCUUUUGUCUCCUUUAGGGACUGCAUAGGAAGAAUUGUGUUUUCCCUCUUCAAGUAAGUUACUACUCUGAAGUUUAUAAAGAUCUCCUAACUUACAGCUUUAAAAGGUGUUAGAUUUGUCCCACCUGAUAACAGAAAAUGGGUUUUAUAGCUGUGCAGCACAGAUUGCAUCUUGCUGCUAAAAAUUUCAUAGAGAAUUGUUUGGAAGAGAUAAGUGAUAUUGCAUCGUUAUCCAUGGCAUCAUUUCAAAGAAAUUCUGACCCCCCUGCCCCAUCCACAGCCAUGCCAUAAAUCACCAUUUCUUAUUCAUCCAGGCAAAAAGGCUUGACCUGGAUUUUUGGGUUAAAUUAUACCAGAAUUAAUUUGGGCCCGUGUGAAUAGGAGCAGAGCCUGCUCUAACUAAAGGUUUUGUUCCUUAUCAACAAAAGUCAUUUCAUUCCUGUUCUAAAUCACAGUUCAAUACUCCCUGAAGAGUCUUCACUUUCAGACCAAUUUCCCCAUGCCCAUAUCACACACUCCUGGUGAUAAUCUCCCCCAAAAGUCUUAACCACUAGCUUAGAAGAAAACAGGUUGUUUAUGUUUCGCUAAUAAGGCAGUUCCAGUGAUAAAGACCUAUAAAAAGAUGUGCAGGCCAACUUUGUCCUUCUACUGAGCCUCUCUUGGGCUGGUCUUUGUUCCCCUCUUCCUGCCGUGUCUGGUUCCCUAUUUUUUGGCAGACACUGAGGGACCAAAACAAGUUUUAGACCAUGCCAAAUGUGGACACAGGAGAGCUGAAGAACACGUGAAGGCCAAAUUUCCAGCAGGCCGUCUUGAAGUGCUCCAGGGGUAUCGGUGCUCACAUGUGCACAGAGCCUGCUUUGAGAUGCAGGAGGUGAAGCUGUGGCCUUGAACCAGAGCCCAGGAUCUGGUCUCCGAGAAACUUCUGGACUUUUUUUUUUUUCAAAAUCUGGGUCCGGGUAAAAUACUACAGACUAUCCUGCCUGUGGGAUGGGGCAACCCCUGAGAGCGGGACCUGAAGUCCCAGUCAGUUUUUGGGUGCUUCAAGUCCAAGCGUGAGUUCAAGUUGUCUGAGGAGGUCGUAUCUCUGAAGAGGAGAUGUGGCCGGAGAUGUUGCAUGCUCUGUGCAGGUGGCCUUUCAUAACGUGACCCUGAGACAUGAGAACAAAGCACUAGCCAUAAGUCAAAUUUCCCAACAUUUGGGAAGAGACUUUAAUGUUACUCAAGUGCAGAUUUUGUAUGUGAAUUUCCUUGUUGACUCAUUUUCUUAUUAGUAAUUUUUAAAACAGAUAUAUCCAGGAACUCAUUGAAAAAAACCUCUUGUUCAGCUCAGAAAGCCAUUCCUUUUCUUUAGACAGACUAUGCGACAGAUCAGGUUUUCUAAAAAUGUAUUUUGUUUCAAACGCUGCUUAAUAAAUCCAAUUAAAUCCUGCAGGGCCAUUGCUAUUUACAGAUAAAUAGGUCUAUUUUUACACUUUUAAUUGAUUUUUAAGAUUUUAAAUUAUGUGAAUUUUUAGAACAAGUUUGUAUAAUCUACCUGAGAAGCCAGAGUGUCACUGCAGAUACAAGUGCUCCCCUUCCUAACAUUUACCCGAGAGAAACGAAAAAUGUAUUUGCUCAUAUUUUUCUCAGGAGGGAGCUACUGCAAACCUCAUUUCCCUUAUAUCCUCAGACCAUUAUGAUCACAGCAACAAUAUUGCUAAAAACAAAAUAAAGAGAAACUGAAGUUUCUGUCCUGAAGAAGCCAGAGGAGGAAAUCCAGGGUUAGGCUGAACCAGCAGGUACCACAGGUGCAGCCAGCUUGUCGGGGCCAGCCAGGCUCCAGCUGGGUGUUCAGCUGGUGGUGUGAAGUAGGAUUUUCUUGUUUCUCACCCAGAAAGGCUUCCUCUUGCCUAAACAGCAACUGCUACAGCCUUGUGAAAAAUUCAUCUUACAGGAGAGCAGGAGAUGAUACUGGCUUGCUUCAGGACACCCGUAAGAAGAAAUUCCUUAGGAAUAUAUAUGAGCUAUCCCAUAUAAAGACCUGUAGUGUCAAGAAUUUUAUCGAGAUCUCAUUACAAAGCCUAGGAGCAGGCUGAGGCUUUCUAUUUCUCCAUCCACGCUCACAUGAGCCUUCAGGUCGAGCGAGCCUCUUGUCUCUGUCCUUUCCUCCGUGUGCCAGCAGUGCUCCGAGCCUCGACUGUGUGCCCUCGUCCUCCCGCACCCACUCCCCCUUUUGGACCAGCGUUUUCUGUUUUGGUCAGCUUCCUUUCCAUGAACCAGGAACAAGGAAAUCAGAUACAAAAGCUCCUUCACCUGCACGUAACAUUGAGGCUGCGACGUGGAGGGAUGUGGCAUGGGGGUGCAAAAGCGAAGUCUUGCUUUUAGCACACAAACUUUUCUGUGUCACAGCGCAAAAGCUGCUUAGGGCAAGGCUGUGGGUUGGUUGGUUUUUUUUUAACAAUAACAAUAGGGUUUUUUAAAUAAUAAUGAUAAUAAUAAUGCAUAGGAAUCUUCUUUAGUAUAUCCUUAGUGUUUGAUGCCCCAGUGACACAAUACUGCUUGCCUUAUGUUAGUGUCUAGAGGGAGAGGGAUUACACACAUUUUGAUACAGUAUUAAUCACGCUUGUAAUUUAGGUAGCAGCAAGGAGCGGCUGCUGAAGGAGGAGCAGCCGAGUCCUUUUUAAUGUAUGAAUGUGCUUUCCAGACUAUCUCACUGACUGUACUCUCAAUUUUGCCUGCUACUGCAUGCAGCCUGAGAUGAGUAGACAGCAAUACGCUCCAGCUGUAUCUGCACUCCCAGAUUGCUGUAGUACCUGAAGAAGUCACAUUGCCAAAAGCAUCACUUUGGGGAGAGGCCAUCCUCCCAGAGACCCAUCCCGUAGGGUGCUGCGGUGCUUCUGUAGGUAACACUGAUAUACCACGUGUCUUUCAUGCUGCGACCGAUCAUUGUCCCGUCCCUCUGAUAAAGCAUGCACAAACUCCACUUCUACUACUUGUUAAUAAGGGGUAAAAACCACAGGUCUGGAGCCUGUGGUUCAUUGAAAUGUGUACAUGGGGAGCAAAUGAGAAAAUAAUGUGAGUUGCAUUGGCUGCGCAUAGCACGCUCCUUUCCUCCCAGAUGCCUCGGAAGAAGAGCAUCUCAGAUACCCUUUCUCAAGAGGCUGGAGGAGCAGGCAGAGCAUGGCAGGCAAUGCCAAGGGCAGAGGCCUUGCCUUCAUUUAAGAGAUGCCAUUUGAUCCCACAUGUGUGGGACUUGCCAUAUUUCUAAUUCCCGUAGGACUCUUUCUCCUGCACCCAGCUCUGGUGUAUGUGUGGGUUUGUACCCGCAGCCCAGUCCAAGGGGCGGGGGGAUGUGACUCCUAGACUUCGGAAACCCUCUUUGGAGAUUUUAUCAAUGCUUGUCUACAGCACUCGGGGAUCUUGGGGACCCUGCAGCUGUGCCAUAUCUGUACUUCAUGGAAGCAUCUCUUCCUCUCCUUGUGGAGGGGCACUGAGCUGCCUUCCUGUUGCCAUAAAAGUUUUGCCACUCUUUUCCCCUCUGUUAGCAGACUCACAAGGCCUUCAGAGUUUGCCCACAUUGCUGCUGUUGCAGUCUUUUUGUGUCUCUUGUGCUGCAAUCUAGUUUGACACUGGUCCUGUGUCCUCACCUUCCUUGUCCAGACCAUGUACAAGAAACAUGUAAUGCCAGAACUCUUUCGGCCUGGCAUCUCUAGCUGCCCCGGAGAGUCUCUAUGUCUUGUUAGCAUGACGGUUUUGUUUUUUCUUGGCACUUUAUUUGUUUCCCUGUUGAGCCACCAUGGCCUCAACACAUUUCUGGUUUGUUCUGCUGGAGCCUCCAGUGCAGGGGUGGAUGGGGUCUGUUUUGCCCCUCUGCACAGUACUUGUAAAGUUUUUUUUUUUUUUUUUUUUCCCUUUGGCUAGAGACGAUUGCAAUGAAAUAGGGAUGGGGGCUGAGUUCUGGUUUUCAUGCCAAGCUGAACAUCUCAAAGAAGAGCUCACAGACUAACAGUGUCAAUGCUUUUGGUCCCUGAAGCAAGAGCUGCCUUCCAGACCCUUGUCUCCUUCAGCAGUGCACGCAUGUGGCUUUGUCUGCCACGCUCCAGCUUGGUGACAGGGAGACACAGAAAGCAGCUAGUCCAGGCUGUGCUAUUUCCAAAGCUGCCAGUGAACCUGAGAGCAUCUUCCCUUCUCCUGAUUUCUGUAAAUACAGCCUCAGAUUAAUUGUUCAAGCAGCAUCUCUUUGCCUAGUCCUGAGAAACUUGAGCUAACUGCAAUUACAAAGCUUUCAGAAACUCAGUGCCAAGCUCAGGCUAGAUUUCACCUGCAGCUAUGCCUAUAACGUUAGGGCAGGGAUAGUGGUUUCAGGUACAAACCAUGCCAAACUCUCUGUUUGGGAUGGUUCUGGCCCAAAACUAGGGCUGAAUGUCACGCUGCCGGUGAAGCCUCCCCUGGAAUUUCAGCUCCAUUUGACACUGCUGGCCGUGGACGCGGGGAGAAGCUUCCUCCUUCCCACUGCACACAAGAAAAGGCUGGCACAAACCUUGCAAGCCCAGAUGAGAAAAUCCCUCCACAUUUUAGCAUGCCGUGGGCACUUCCCACUAGUAGAAGUGGCAUUUCACUGUAACCCACAAUGACCAUGACCCGAUAUUUCACACGUGCAGUGAUGCUCGUGAAGAGCAUUUUUUACAGAUGGGAAUGCAGAGGGCUCAUUCCUCUAACAUCUCUGUAGACAUUGAGUUCAGUCCUUGCUGAUAGCCUGAAAAAGUCAUCAAAACUGGUGACAGGUCUCUAAAGUCCUGCCUGGUUAUCCACACUGGUCCACAUCUUCCUAAAAUCUGAAUUAGGAAUUUUCUUAUUUUUUUUUUUUUUUCCUCCAAAAAAUCAUAUACCUGUGUAGAGAACCUGAGACUUUCAGGAACAACAGAGGCUAAACAAGAUACAGCUGGUAAUUAACUAACUCAAGAGCAGAUUUUAAACAUAGUUGCAGUUGCUGCAAGCUAUAUCAAAUGCUUUAGGAGAUUCAAUAAAUUAUUCUCAUAAAUGUUUUAUUCCUUUAUCAGUAAUUCCUAUAGGUGGGUGCCACUGUUCUUAUACAGCAAUGCCCCGUACACUAAAACUAUACUCCUGUUUCUCCAGUAUAGCCAUUGUAUUUAAGAAAUUUAUCUUGCUUGGUGUCACUUUGGCACAGUAUCCACAUAUACUGCACACAGAUUGCACAUUACAUGCCAAAUGCUGAUAGGUAUCCUUACGUGAAUAAGCCUAUGUGUGUUGAAGCGACACCAAACCAAGUGUUAUCUGCCUGUUCAGUGGUGUGACUCAACAUAACUAGGACAAGAGGAAAACGAAGAUCCUCUUUGGUUAAGAAAUACACUGCAUUUGAAUGCUUCCUUAACCAGAUUUGACCAGGAAGCUAAAAUAAACAAGAUUGUUUCUGCAAUGUUACCUAAAAAAAUACCGGAGCAAAACAAACACACACAGCCCUAAAACACUUAACUGCUGCAUUUCUAUAUAUUGUUCAUUGCUGUUCAUCUGAACUGUAAAUUCUGUACAGGCCGAAUGAAGUUCACGGUUCGCCAUAACCUGCAAGAUAAAAGGACAACACGACUUUGGCUGCAAAAGCGUGCAUGCUGUUUGCACACGUGCACGUGCAUAUUGCUGUAUGUGUAGGUGUGUACAGACACGUGCGCAUACAAGCCUUAAGGCAGACAAUUUUGCAUCUAAGAUGCACAGGGGAAAAGUUCUUUCUUCGGUGGCGGGAAAGUUGGUAAAACCAAAUAAAUAAAAAAAAAACUUUUGAUAUGUUUGUUUAUGAAAAAGGAAGAUUCCGAUUGCCCCUAUACUGAGGUUUCACCAACCUCAUCAAAAGAUUCUCCCUCUAGGAUUUAAAUUUGCCCUUAUUUCCACAGAUAUAAGAUUGGGUAGAACUUAUCCUCCAGUGUUUAACCUAAAUCAGACAUAAGCGGGAAGAGCUAAAUUUUCUGGUUAAAUUCUGCUGAAUGCUACUCAAAAAAAUGGUAAUCCAAUUCUUGCUUUAGCCUGAAAUUCACCUCUAGUUCCAAAGUUAUCAAUUAUAAGAGCCAUUUAAGUCCUGAAUGUUUUUUUUUUUUUUUCUAAGCAAACACUAUGCUCCCUGCUGGAGCGUGCUUCUCUGAUACCAGCCCGGUUUAUAGCAGGAUCUGGCUCAUUUGGCUUUAACUGAGCUAGAAACGGUUCGUGCCCUUGUCCUGAUGAUGAGCUAAGAGGUGAAUUUGGGGCUGGGAUGGGCUGUUCUCGCGUGGCGUGAGUGCAGGUGCUGCACGCCCUCGCCUCCCGCUCGUAAAAAUCUCAGGCUCCGUUGAGCACUGAAGUUUGGUUGUCCUUUAGAAAGCAAAGGCAGCUGCUGCUUUGCUUCCUUUAAUUUGCUCUGUUGCCUUGGCUUUUUUGCACUUUUGUUUCAUCUCCAAAGAACCUCUCAUAAUGCCUUUGGUACUUACGUACGAUUUUCAGACAUUUUGUAUGUAUUGAAUGGUACACACCUUGUAAUAUAGCAAUCGGACUUUUUUUUUUUUUUUUUUUUUGGUGAAUGUGUAAUUUCCUCUGUACAUUUCAAACAUGACUUUGUGCAAUGUACAUUUUAUAGGGACAGAUGCCAAGGGAAUGACCUGUAGUUUUCUAGGGGAAGAGCUAGGAGCCGAACGACACAGACAGAGACGGUUUUACAUUAGCACUGUGGAAGAGCAACAUAGCCCAGACUUUUGCACAGAAGCACUGAGCACGACACAGAGUGUACCUUCACACGAAUGACUGUGGCAGCUGCAAAACUGUAUAUGUGUGAUAGAAACAACAGCGACGGUGGCAAUCAGAAAGGAAAUGGAGGAAAAUUAAAUAAUCACACUCAUUAAUUUAAGCCUCAAAGCAUCAGAAUGGAAAAUUUGCAUUCAGUAAAAAUACUGAAUUAAUGAUUAAUGAUUUAACCUUCAUGAGAUGAAAUACACAUUUAUUUUUCUUUGCA
Messenger RNA from Oxyura jamaicensis (ruddy duck), 12616 nucleotides. RefSeq names its product potassium voltage-gated channel subfamily Q member 2 (gene KCNQ2). Gene Ontology annotation, molecular function: voltage-gated potassium channel activity. The transcript is spliced from 18 exons. NCBI's taxonomy places the organism in Eukaryota, Metazoa, Chordata, Aves, Anseriformes, Anatidae. Gene Ontology annotation, cellular component: membrane. Bases 113 to 2830 code for a protein of 905 amino acids. Gene Ontology annotation, biological process: potassium ion transport; transmembrane transport. The record is from RefSeq and is a predicted model, not a curated record.